This is a messenger RNA of Propithecus coquereli (Coquerel's sifaka), 1965 nucleotides long. It is a transcript of the gene IRF1, whose product is annotated as interferon regulatory factor 1. The record is from RefSeq and is a predicted model, not a curated record. Gene Ontology annotation, biological process: immune system process; regulation of transcription by RNA polymerase II. Bases 110 to 1084 code for a protein of 324 amino acids. Gene Ontology annotation, molecular function: DNA-binding transcription factor activity, RNA polymerase II-specific; RNA polymerase II cis-regulatory region sequence-specific DNA binding. NCBI's taxonomy places the organism in Eukaryota, Metazoa, Chordata, Mammalia, Primates, Indriidae. The transcript is spliced from 10 exons. Gene Ontology annotation, cellular component: nucleus.
CGGAGCCCAGAGCCGAGCCCGCCAGCGCCGGCCCGAGACCCGGGCGCCCCCGCGCUCUCCGCUCCCGCCGGGAUCGCGCGCCGCACGGCGGCCGCGCCGCAGAGCCAACAUGCCCAUCACUCGGAUGCGCAUGAGACCCUGGCUAGAGAUGCAGAUUAAUUCCAACCAAAUCCCAGGGUUGAUCUGGAUUAAUAAAGAAGAGAUGAUCUUCCAGAUCCCUUGGAAGCAUGCUGCCAAGCAUGGCUGGGACAUCAACAAGGAUGCCUGUCUGUUCCGGAGCUGGGCCAUUCACACAGGCCGAUACAAAGCAGGGGAAAAGGAGCCGGAUCCCAAGACGUGGAAGGCCAACUUUCGCUGUGCCAUGAACUCCCUGCCGGACAUUGAGGAGGUGAAGGACCAGAGCAAGAACAAGGGCAGCUCUGCUGUGCGGGUGUACCGGAUGCUCCCGCCUCUCACCAAGAACCAGAGAAAAGAGCGAAAGUCCAAGUCCAGCCGAGAUGCUAAGAGCAAGGCCAAGAGGAAGUCAUAUGGGGAUUCCAGCCCGGAUACCUUCUCCGACGGACUCAGCAGCUCCACUCUGCCUGAUGACCACAGCAGCUACACAGCUCAGGGCUAUGUGGGGCAGGACUUGGAGGUGGACCUGGCUCCAGCGCUGUCACCGUGUGUCGUCAGUAGCACUCUCCCCGACUGGCAGAUCCCACUGGAAGUUGUGCCGGAUAGCACCAGCGAGCUGUACAGCUUCCAGGUGUCACCCAUGCCCUCUGCCUCGGAAGCUGCCACAGAUGAGGAUGAGGAAGGGAAGUUAACUGAGGACAUCAUGAAGCUUUUGGAGCAGUCGGAGUGGCAGCCAACCAGCGUGGAUGGGAAGGGGUACCUGCUCAACGAACCUGGGGCCCAGCCCACUUCCCUAUAUGGAGACUUCAGCUGCAAAGAGGAGCCAGAAGUUGACAGUCCUGGGGGGGACAUCGGGCUGAGCCUACACCGCGUCUUCACGGAUCUGAAGAACAUGGACUCCAACUGGCUGGACAGCGUGCUGCCCCCAGUCAGGAUGUCCUCCAUCCAGGCCAUUCCCUGUGUGCCGUAGCUGCGCCCCGGCCCCUCCUACUCCCCCAGGCAAGCAGGGGGGCGCCACGGUGGCUGCGGUGCAGAGAAGCUGGACUCCUGUGGGCGCCUUGACUUAGCCCGGUGUGACCUCACUGUCAAGUAGGGUGGGCCUCCCUUUGGGUCGGCGGCCUCUCGGGGCCUCUGGCAGGCCAGGUCUGGGCUCGUCUCGUGGGUAAAGCUGGCCCUGUGUCCUGGGAAGAUGGGGCUCUGAGACUGGUGUGUCAGGUGGGGGACUCGGACAGGAGUCAGCCUCUAGCUUUCCCUGCGAGCCCAGCUGCCUGGAGAGGGUGUCACUGUCGCUGGCUGGCUGGAGGGGAGCCGACCAGCGACCUCAGAAGAGCGUGGCACCAAUCCCAGGGCUGGCCCUGCACUAAGAGUUGCACUAAGUGAAUCCCGUUCCCAAAGAACCACUUCCCCUUCCCAGCUGAGCCCUGGGACUGCUCUAGAGCCAGUGAGAUGUGAAGGAAGAUGGAGUCCUGCAGGGCCGCUGCCUCGGCCUCAGAGGAGCUCCGCCCUGCCCUGCUCUGCCGAGGGGCAUGGGAAAAACACGGCACUUUUUCUCGUGGACUUCGCCACAUUUCUGAUCAGAGGUGUACACUAACAUUCCCCCCGAGCUCUUGGGCUUUGCGUUUAUUUAUACAGUGCCUUGCCCGGCGCCCACCACCCCUCAUGCCCCGGCAGCCCUCAGCAGGCCCAGGGAGGGCUGGGUGAGCGCCUUGGUGUGACUUUAAAAAUUGGAAACGCCAUCUAACCACUAAGUCAUGCGUGACCACAUAUGGACAUGUGUGUAAAUAUGUACAUUUGUCUUUUUAUAAAAAGUUAAUUGUUUACAAGUGGUGUGGCCUUUUAUUUAGAGAGAAA